Molecule: messenger RNA, 3230 nt
Organism: Lotus japonicus
Lineage: Eukaryota; Viridiplantae; Streptophyta; Magnoliopsida; Fabales; Fabaceae
Product: pentatricopeptide repeat-containing protein At4g21300-like
Exons: 2
Coding region: 214-2313 (699 amino acids)
Biological process (GO): RNA modification
Molecular function (GO): RNA binding; protein binding
Source: RefSeq, a predicted model, not a curated record
CAAGAACAUAAAACUAGAAAAAGAAUAUCUUCUAAAAAAUUAUUGUAGAUUUAAUAUUUAUUUACCAAGUAUGCCCAUAACUCGUCCUCCAAAGACCGUAUACAUUUCUUCUUCUUGUGGUGUAUUUUCGUACUAACGUGCUACUCCAUUCCCUACUCCUAAUGGAACAAUGCUAAUGGAGUGUUCAACUGAUACAUCAUACAUACAUGUGAUAUGAAUAUGAAGCACCCAUCAAUAACUGGGAACCUUGUUGCCUCUUGUAGGAGACGUCACUACGGCGAGGUUCUCCGUCGCUAUUUGGAUUUGAAGAACUCGAAAUUCAGUUUGGAUUGCUCUGCCAUCACGCUUUGCCUCAAAAGUUGCGUUGCUCUUGGGAGGCUCGAAUUUGGAAAAAGGGUUCAUGUUGAUUCCAUCAAGCUUAAUUUGAACUCUGACUGCUUUGUUGGUUCCUCUCUCAUUCGACUCUAUUCAGAAUAUGGGAAAUUGGAAGAUGCACACAGGGUGUUUGAUGAAAUUACCAACAAGGAUCUUGUGGCUUAUACCUCCAUCAUCACUGCCUAUGCUCACUCUGGUGGUUCAUGUGUUUAUGGGGCCUUCCGGAUUGCUUCAACAAUGCAGGACCAACGCCUCUAUCCCAAUAGAGUAACCUUAGUGAGCUUGCUGCAUGCAGCUGCGAAACUGGGCUCGCUUCAAGAGGGACGUGCAAUCCAUGGUUAUGCUAUUAGAAGAGGAUUUGGCGUGUGUGAUGAGAUUUUUGAGACUACCCUUUUGGACAUGUACCAUAAAUGUGGGGGUGUAAAGAUGGCUGCUGCUGUUUUUGGCAAGAUGAAUGCUACAAGUACGACUGUUGGAUCUUGGAACCCCUUGAUAGCUGCUUAUCUUCAUAAUGGACAGGCUUUAGAAGCUUUUGAACUUUUUCGUCAAAUGAUUCAUAGAAAGGUUUUGCCUGAUUUGUUAACCUUGGCCAAUGCUAUUCUGUCCUGUGCUGAGUUGGAUUAUUUAUGUCACGGAAAGAGUAUCCAUGGAUACAUGAUCCGGAUGGGGGUGGAACCUGAUAUGGUAGCUUGCACUGCUUUGGUUGAUCUAUACUCUAAAUUUGAUGUAACCAAAGCUAGAAAAAUGUUUGAAAGGUUGAGGAAUAAGGACGCUGUGAUAUAUAAUGUUAUGAUGACUGGUUAUCUCAAAAAUGAUUUGCCUGUGGAGGCGAUAAAUGUUUUUCAUGAAAUGAUCAAGAUGAGUGUUAGUCCCAAUGUGGCUUUGUUUCUGAAUUUAAUUUCUGCAGUGUCAGACUUGAGAGAUAUCAGACUAGCCAGGUCUAUCCAUGGGUAUGUUUUGAGGCAUCAAUACAUUACACGUGUGGAAAUUGCAAAUCAAAUCAUUCAUACAUAUGCAAAAUGUGGGUAUUUACAGUAUGCAAGGUUAGUCUUCAAUAGGAUGAGAUCAAGGGACUUGGUUUCAUGGACCUCAAUGAUAACGGGUUAUGUUCAUCAUGGCCAUAUCGAUGAAGCCAUUAUUUUGUUUCGUUUGCUGCAGAGAGAAAAUCUAAGAAUUGACUCUGUUACUCUAAUUAGUCUCCUUCAGGCAUUAUCCCAGCUUGGAUGUCUAAGUGCUGUUAAGGAAGUUCACUGUCUCACUUACCGAGCUUUUCAUGGUAAAGAGUUGUCUGUAAAUAAUUCUCUUAUUACUACUUAUGCUAAGUGUGGAAAAUUAAAUAUGGCUAGAUAUCUAUUUCAGCAAAUGACUGAACGGUGUCUCACAUCCUGGAAUGCAAUGCUAGGAGCAUAUGCAAUGCAUGGAAAUUAUGCAGAGGUGCUGAAACUCUUUAAUCAUAUGAAAUUGGGAAAUAUUAAACCUGAUGAAUUAACCUUUACAUCGAUACUCACUGCCUGCAGCCACUCAGGAUUGGUAGAAGAGGGUCUACAGAUUUUUAGGAGCAUGAUUAGAGAAUACACCAUAGUUCCAGGUGAAGUUCAUUAUAAUUGUAUCAUAGAUUUAUUAAGCAGAGCUGGACAGCUUACAGAGGCAUACAAUCUGGUUAAAAGCAUGCCAUCAACACACAGUUCUGCUGCACUGUGUACUUUACUUUCUGCUUGCAGACUCUAUGGGGAUACAGAGAUUGGUGAGGCUAUUGCUAAGCAGAUAUUAAAACUGGAACCACGUAACUCAAGUUCUUAUGUUUUGAUAUCAAAUAUAUUAGCAGAAGGGGGAAGGUGGGAUGAAGUAGCUCAUAUAAGGGCCAUGACAAAGGAUAAAGAAUUGAAGAGUACUCCAGGAUAUAGUCUGAUAGAGCUAGACAAGCAGCGAGAGGUGUGAUUGGUCCCUUUUCACAAACUUGCUGUGUGCAAUCCAUUUUGCGCAUCUUGUCUAAUCAUCCAAGUCUCCUCAACAUGGCCACCAUCUCCUGGAUCUGCCCUGUAUCAUUAGGAAUUGGUUUAAAGAGGAUCAUUUCUGUUCAUUCCUUUUUCAUCUUAGUAUUUGCUCAUUCAAUUAUUUUUAAUUUUGAAUGAGCAAAAUGCUUCUAGCUCUUGUCAAGGGCUGGUAAAGGCUUCCAAACAUGGCUCUGAACCACACAACAAAGACAUCAAGCUAGGCUUUUUCUCACUAGGGGGAGUCAACUACAUGUAUCCAGCAAUGGUAUAGUGUCCUAUCAUGAAAAAUGCGAUUCAUGUCUAAGGACAACCAUCCAUAACUCUCCCUAUAUGCAUUACAUAGCCUAUCCCAAGCUAUGGAUGAUCCUCAUAGUCCAUCCUUUCUUCAUCACAAAGACAGUCCAGGAUUGGUAUCGGUAUCUCAGUUUCUUACCGGUGAUAAUUACCAUUCUUGGAAUUGCGCCAUGGCCAUGGCUUUGAGCGUGAAAAACAAACAUGGCUUCAUUGAUGGAAGCUUUUCUUGUCCUUCAGCCGACUAUCCUGCCCUUCUUCAAGCUUGGACUCGCAACAAUCACAUAGUGAUGUCUUGGAUCCUCAAUUCAUUUUCUAAGGAAAUUGGAUCCAGCAUUAUCUACUGCCAGACAGCUCAAGACAUCUGGAAUGAUCUAAAGGAUAGAUUUCAAUAAUUGAAUGGACCCAGGAUUUUUCAAUUGAAAAUAGGACUCAUAAAUCUUCGACAAGAUCAAUUGUCUGUAAGUCACUCAUUAUGCCAAGGACCAAUGACAGAUGGUUCUGAACAAUACAAUGAAAUUUGUUCUUUUUAAACCAUAUAAUGUUGAUAAAGAAAUUUGUAUAGUUUCA